Glycine soja is the source of this 1979-nucleotide messenger RNA. Its product is annotated as cytochrome P450 78A5-like. NCBI's taxonomy places the organism in Eukaryota, Viridiplantae, Streptophyta, Magnoliopsida, Fabales, Fabaceae. Bases 90 to 1640 code for a protein of 516 amino acids. Gene Ontology annotation, molecular function: oxidoreductase activity, acting on paired donors, with incorporation or reduction of molecular oxygen; iron ion binding; monooxygenase activity. The transcript is spliced from 2 exons. The record is from RefSeq and is a predicted model, not a curated record.
UAACUCUCACUCACACCAUCCACUACUCUUCUUAGUUCCAGCACAACAACCUCUUCAUUUCUCCCACACUUUUUUUUCUUUCACCAAAAAUGUCACCAGAUUUCACACUUUUGUUCUUCCCGGAACUCAUGCAGUCCCCUAUGAUCACUUUCCAAGCCACCCUCUGCGUCCUUCUCUUCACCCUCAUGUUCACGCUGCUCUUCACUCCUGGUGGGCUUCCUUGGGCCUGGGCCCGGCCCAGACCCAUCAUCCCUGGCCCAGUAACUGCCCUGUUAGGGAUCUUUACUGGCUCCACGCCUCACCGUGCUUUAUCCAAACUCGCCCGUAAUUACCACGCGGAAAAGCUCAUGGCUUUCUCCAUCGGUUUAACCCGUUUCGUCAUCUCCAGCGAACCGGAGACCGCGAAGGAGAUUCUCGGCAGCCCCAGUUUCGCUGAUAGGCCGGUGAAGGAAUCCGCCUAUGAGCUUCUCUUCCACCGCGCAAUGGGUUUUGCACCGUAUGGGGAGUACUGGAGGAAUUUGAGGAGAAUCUCAGCCCUACAUCUCUUCUCCCCGAAGAGAAUCACCGGCUCUGAAUCCUUCAGGAGCGAGGUUGGAUUAAAAAUGGUUGAACAAGUUAAGAAAACCAUGAGUGAGAACCAACAUGUUGAGGUUAAGAAAAUUCUACACUUUAGUUCGUUGAACAAUGUGAUGAUGACGGUGUUUGGUAAGUCUUAUGAGUUUUACGAGGGUGAGGGUUUGGAGCUUGAGGGUUUGGUGAGUGAAGGGUAUGAGUUGUUGGGUGUUUUUAACUGGAGUGACCAUUUUCCGGUUUUGGGGUGGUUGGAUUUGCAGGGUGUGAGGAAGAGGUGUAGGUGUUUGGUUGAAAAGGUUAAUGUUUUUGUUGGAGGGGUUAUUAAGGAGCAUAGGGUGAAGAGGGAGAGGGGUGAGUGUGUGAAGGAUGAAGGAACUGGGGAUUUUGUUGAUGUUUUGCUUGAUUUGGAGAAGGAAAACAGGCUCAGUGAAGCUGACAUGAUCGCUGUUCUUUGGGAAAUGAUAUUUAGGGGAACGGACACGGUGGCAAUUCUGCUAGAGUGGACUCUGGCUCGGAUGGUUCUCCACCCUGAAAUCCAAGCAAAGGCACAGCGCGAAAUAGACUUCGUUUGCGGAUCCUCCAGGCCCGUAUCCGAAGCAGACAUUCCGAACCUGCGCUACCUUCAGUGCAUAGUAAAAGAAACCCUUCGUGUGCACCCACCAGGCCCGCUACUCUCGUGGGCUCGCCUUGCUGUGCACGACGUUACCGUGGGCGGCAAGCACGUGAUUCCCAAGGGCACCACCGCGAUGGUGAACAUGUGGGCCAUAACCCACGACGAGAGGGUGUGGGCCGAGCCCGAGAAGUUUAGGCCCGAGCGGUUUGUGGAGGAGGAUGUGAGCAUAAUGGGGUCUGAUUUGAGGUUGGCACCUUUCGGGUCUGGAAGAAGAGUGUGCCCUGGGAAGGCCCUUGGUUUGGCCUCGGUUCAUCUUUGGCUCGCUCAGUUGCUUCAAAAUUUUCAUUGGGUUUCAUCUGAUGGUGUUUCUGUGGAGUUGGAUGAGUUUCUUAAGCUUUCUAUGGAGAUGAAGAAGCCACUGUCUUGCAAGGCUGUGCCUAGGGUUUCUGUUUAGGUUUAUGUGUGUUGUUGGGUUGAGUUGGUUUGGUUUGUCUGCUUAGGUUUGUGGAUGUUGUUCCCAAGGCUGUGCCUAGGGUUUCUGUUUAGGUUUAUGUGUGUUGUUUGGUUUGUCUGUUUAGGUUUAUGGAUGUUGUUUGGUUGAGUUGGUUUGGUUUGUGUUAUUUGCUAAGUUUAGUUCAAGAAAAGUAGGGUUUAGAGCACCUUUUUAUUAAUCGCUAGGGGUUGUUAUUCCGUGUACGGUUUGUAGUAAGUUGUAAAAGACUAGAAGAGAAUGUAAGAGGUUUUGUUUUGUGUGGGUCGUUAAUUAAGUGUAUUUGCAGCAGUUUGAUCAUGC